AUGUGGAUAUCAAUAUUUGGAUAUUUCUUUCUAUUUCUAAUUAUAUAUUCUUUUAUUUCUAAAAAUAAAUCAUUCUCUAAAAUCGAUCCACCUGGAAAAUGGUCUCUUCCUAUAAUUGGUAAUAUUCUAGAUUUAGCAGGAAGUUUACCUUUUCGAGAUUUGAUGAACUUGGAAAAGAAAUAUGGAAAGGUUUAUAGACUUUGGCUUGGGUCUGUAUACACAAUAGUCGUUAGUGAUCCAGUGAUGACCAGAGACAUGCUUAUUAAUAAUCAUGAGAAUUUUAUGAAUAGACCGAAAUCAAUAUCAUGGGAGACAAUGUCAAAAUCAAACAAUGAAUUAUUGGCAUCAAAAGAUGAAGAUUGGUAUCAUUGUAGAAAAUUAGUGUCCAACGCAUUCACAAAAACAAGAUUAAAAACACAUAUAUCUCUCAUUGAAAAAGAGACUCAAAGUUUAAUACAAGUAUUAAAGAAAUAUUCCAAUAGCAAUUUGAUGUUAAAUCCAAAAACUAUUAUUCAUAAAUUUUCUCUAAAUAUUAUUUUAACAAUUGUAAUGUCAAAGAAAAUUCAAUAUGAUGAUUUGGAUGAAGUUGAUCCAGAUAUGAAGAAUAUGAUUCAUUGGAUAGAUAGAAUAUUUGAAGUUUCCAAAUUUAUUAUUGGAUUAGAAUCAUUUCCAAUUUUAAAUCCCUUUAUCCUUUUCUAUUUGAAAUACAUUAAUACUGACCAUGCAAAGUUUGUAGAUCUAUGCAAAAAGUAUUAUUAUGAACAUUUGACAUCAUUGGAUCCAGAUUCACCAAGAGAUUUGAUGGAUACCAUGAUGUUGAGUGAAGGUGAAAGUGUCGACAGAGUGGCGUUGUUGGCUGUUGACUUCUUGUUGGUAGGUUCAGAUACAAGUUCAUCAACGAUUCUUUGGUUUAUGGUUGCACUAGUAAAUAAUCCAGAAGUUCAAGAUAGAGCAAUCAAAGAAAUUAAAAAUGCAAUCGGUGUUGAUAGAGAUCAAGUGUUGUUAUCGGAUAGAAUAAAUACUCCAUAUAUGGUUGCAAUUAUUAAAGAAGUUAUGAGAAUGUAUCCUGUAGCUCCUCUUUCUUUACCAAGAGAAAGCAGAGAAUCGAUUGUACUUCAAGAUUAUUAUAUUCCAAAGGGUACAAAGAUUUUUUUCAAUACCUACUCUAUGGGACACAAUGUUGAAUAUUGGAAGAAUCCAGAGGUAUUCGAUCCAACCAGAUUUAUCAAUGAUAACCAUGUGGAAUAUAACCUUCCAUUUUCAACUGGACCACGAAACUGUGUUGGAAUGAAUUUGGCAUUGGAUGAGCUCUAUACUGCUUGUGCCAAUAUUGUAUUGAACUUUAAACUACUCUCGUCAAAUGGUAGAUCUCUAAGUGAGGAUUUAUUAUUCAAUACAACAACAAGACCCAAAGAUUUUAAUAUUAUUUUUGAAAACAGAUAA
Heterostelium album PN500 is the source of this 1443-nucleotide messenger RNA. RefSeq names its product cytochrome P450. Gene Ontology annotation, molecular function: monooxygenase activity; oxidoreductase activity, acting on paired donors, with incorporation or reduction of molecular oxygen; heme binding. The transcript has 3 exons. The record is from RefSeq and is a predicted model, not a curated record. NCBI's taxonomy places the organism in Eukaryota, Evosea, Eumycetozoa, Acytosteliales, Acytosteliaceae. The coding region runs from base 1 to 1443 and encodes 480 amino acids.